Messenger RNA from Neopsephotus bourkii (Bourke's parrot), 1181 nucleotides. It is a transcript of the gene NKX2-6, whose product is annotated as NK2 homeobox 6. The transcript is spliced from 3 exons. Gene Ontology annotation, cellular component: nucleus. The coding region runs from base 1 to 1065 and encodes 354 amino acids. Lineage: Eukaryota; Metazoa; Chordata; Aves; Psittaciformes; Psittacidae. Gene Ontology annotation, molecular function: DNA-binding transcription factor activity, RNA polymerase II-specific; RNA polymerase II cis-regulatory region sequence-specific DNA binding. The record is from RefSeq and is a predicted model, not a curated record. Gene Ontology annotation, biological process: regulation of transcription by RNA polymerase II; cell differentiation.
AUGAGCAUCGCUCAUCUCCGCGCCCUCGCCACCGUCCCCUUCACGCAGGCCAGGCAGGACAAGGCAAAUCUUUCCUUCCCCUGUCCUCAGGAAGAAGGAAGGAGGAGGCCGGGAGUCCCGGAAGCCCCAAAUCCCCCCCCCCACCCGCGACGGAGGGGCCAGGGGUGGCGCUUGGCCCUGCGGCUACGGGAGGGUCAGAGCCGGGCAGUGGGGCCCGGAGCGCAGACGGACGGCCCCGAAGGGCCCCCGCCGGCCGCGGGGAUGCUGCGCACCCCCUUCUCGGUGAAGGACAUCCUCAACCUGGAGCGGACGGACACGGCCGGGGCGGCCCUCGGCCCCCGCAGCCCCGGCGGGGAGGAAGAGCCGCAGACCCUACUUCAUCUUAUUCCCACGGGGCCCCAUUCCCGGUUCAAUCCCUCCUUCGGAAACACUCCUCAGGCACAGAGCCAGGCUCGGGUCUCACUUGGGGUUUCCCUUGCUGCAGGACAACGCUCGCUGGCCCCCCCUCUGCAGGCAGGGGAGCAGAGCGGUGACCCCCGCCAGCACCCCAAGCAGCGGCAGCGGAGGAAGCCCCGGGUUCUGUUCUCACAGGCGCAGGUCUCGGAGCUGGAGCGGCAAUUCAAGCACCGCAGAUACCUCUCAGCUCCCGAGAGGGAGCAUCUGGCCCGCGCGCUCAAGCUCACCUCCACCCAGGUGAAGAUCUGGUUCCAGAACCGCAGGUACAAGUGCAAAAGGCAAAGGCAGGAUAAGUCCCUGGAGCUGGCCGCCCACCCGCUGCCUGCCCGCAGGGUGGCAGUGCCCGUGGUGCUGGUCAGGGAUGGCAAACCCUGCCUUGGGGGGUCCCAGCCUUACCCGGCCCCGUACAGCCCCGGCCCUUACUGCUACAGCUCCUACUACAGUGCCUAUAGCAGCAGCCCCUAUGGUGGGAGCUAUGGGGGGGGCUACGCUGCGGUGCCCCCCAGUGCCACCCCCAGCAGCCACACUGUGAAUGGGAGCUUGGGCAUGGCUCAGCACCAGCCCCUGUGCUUGCAAGCCACAGGGCAAGCGGGAAUCAGGGCUUGGUAGGUGAGGGCUGAUUGGGAAGCACCGAGGAAAACCCCACUGCGCUCCAGAGCCCAGCCUGCCUCCGGAUGGGAGCCGGAUCCAGAGGUGUCUGACCCCGGACAGUGGGAUGAACCCAG